Sceloporus undulatus (fence lizard) is the source of this 1299-nucleotide messenger RNA. Its product is annotated as proline-rich protein 2-like. Lineage: Eukaryota; Metazoa; Chordata; Lepidosauria; Squamata; Phrynosomatidae. The coding region runs from base 1 to 1299 and encodes 432 amino acids. The record is from RefSeq and is a predicted model, not a curated record. The transcript has a single exon.
AUGCCACCUUCCCUUUGCCGGCCCCUGACCGGGGCCCCCAGAGGCCCUGGUCACGAGGCCAGGAAGAGCCGGCGGGGGACGCCAGCGCUGCAGGCCUUCCCAGUCUUCUGCUGGCCCCUGACGCCCGGGCCCCUUGGUUGCCGCCGGUUCGGAGCCCUCCUGGAGGGCCCUGCAGGUCGAAAACUGGCCUCCCAGCGGGCCCCUCCUGGGAGUGCAGUCUGCUGUCCUUUCGGCCCUCCAGGAGGGCUUCCUGCGCCGGCACGCGGGCCUCCCCAGAGGCCCGUUGCCUUUGCUUUGGGCUCCUCCAGGAGGGCCCCAAGGGACAGGAAACUUGGCCUCUCAGGGGACCCGCAUGCCUGCCACUGGAACCCUCCUGGCAGUGACAUCCUUGCGACGGCAACGUGCCUCCCAGGGUCCGCUGCCGCCGGCUUUGGAGCCCUCUGGAGGACCCCUGUUCUGAAUGGCCCAACAAAUGCCUCCCCAUGGGCCCGCUGCCGCCACCGGAGCCCUCCUGGAGAGCCCCUCAAAUACGCCGGGGCAAAUGGCCUCCAAGGGGCCGCUGCCGCCGCCCCGGGAACCCCUCCUGGAGAGCUGCACCAACACGGCAACUUGCCUCCCAUGGGGCCCUGCUGCCGUCGAAGGAGCCCUCCUGGAGGCCCAGUGACUGCAACUAAUGCCUCCCAGGGGCCCGCUGCCCAACCCGUUGGGAAGCCCUCCUGCACGGAACCUGCGCACGGCAACGGGCCUCCCCGGUGCCCGCUGACGCAGUUGGAGACCCACUUGGAGGACCCUGGUGCAAGGCAACGGCCUCUGGGAGGCCCUCGCCGUCGCAGGGAGCCUUCUCCUGGAGGGCCACGGGACAGCAACUGGCCUCCCAGGGGGCCCGAUGCUGUAACAGGAGCCACUCCUGGAGGGCACCAACGAAACGGCCAACUGCUCCCCGGGCCUUCUGCUGCCGUCGCAGGAGCCCUCCUGGCAGGGCCCCAGCCGACGACACACUGGCCUCCCAUGGGCCCUGCUGCCUUCCGCAGUGAGCCCAUCCUGCAGGUCGCCCCAGCGGCUGGCAACUUGCACUCUCCAAGGGGCCGCUGGCCGUCGCAGGGCCCUCCUAGAGGCCCCCCAGCUGGUGGGCCAACUGGUCCUCCAGGGGCCCCCUGCCGUCGCAGGAGACCUCUCCGGGAGGCCCCAGCAGCCGGCCGGAGCAACCAAAGGCCUCCCAGGGGCCCCUGCCAGUCGCAGGAGCACCUCCUGGGCAGGGCCCCAGCAGCGGCAACGGGCCCUCUCCAGGGCUACCGCUGA